This is a messenger RNA of Mercenaria mercenaria, 2129 nucleotides long. RefSeq lists its product as uncharacterized. The transcript has 4 exons. Lineage: Eukaryota; Metazoa; Mollusca; Bivalvia; Venerida; Veneridae. The record is from RefSeq and is a predicted model, not a curated record. Bases 93 to 1184 code for a protein of 363 amino acids.
GCAUAGCGUCAUUUGCAUGGUUUAUAAAUCAUUGAAAUCAAGAAUUCUGGACAAUUUUACUGCAAACACAGGUUCAUAGAGACGAGAAAAAAAUGUCUUUGCUUUGCGAUCACAUUGUGUUAAUAUUAUUUUGUUUUACAUCGAUCGAAGCAUUCUUUUUUAGAGAUGAUGUCGAUUGUCUUAUGACUGCUUGGUCGCAGUGGAGUGAACAGAAUAGCUCGGGUGAACAGACAAGAUCAAGGCGAAUUAUGCGUCAUCCAUCUGGAAGAGGACGGCCUUGUGAGGAGCUUACCGAGAUUAGAGUAUAUGGAGUUGACUGUGAGGUAUCAGAAUGGACACAAUGGAGUGAAAAUUUUGGAUUUGGCCAACAGAUUAGGACAAGAACUAUUACACAGCCUUCGAUAGGAGCCGGAGAUAUUUGUCCAGAGCUAGAAGAGAUACGUUACACAGAUAAUGUACCUAGCGUUAAUGUGACAGCAAAACAUGUUAAAAGCUACUUUGUACGACCAAAUGGAAAUUAUAAUGGGGACAAUCAAAAUGUACAAGGUAUGCCAAGAGAUCUUCUCAUCAUUAUGGAUAGCUCAGGAAGUAUUCGUAGUAGUCGAUAUGAAGAUGCAAAGAUCCAAACAAGCAAACUAAUUGGUCUGUUAUGUCCAACUGACGUGCCAUUUGACAAGGUUGCCGGACAACCCUAUCAGUACAAUCAGGCUGCCAUGCUCACAUAUUCAGACAUUGUUGAAGAGACCUUUGACUUCAAGCGCUACAAUACAACCGCCGACAUACAGAAUGCAAUCUCCAGAGCUACAUACUUCGAUAUGAGUACUAAUACAGCAGAAGCUUUCAGGAGAGCAAUUGGGCUCUUCACAAAUGCCAAAGGUGCAAGGGAUCCUGCUCGGGCAAAACGUGAAGUACUGAUUCUGACAGAUGGCCGGUCGAACAAUGCUCACGAUUCACUUGCUGCAGCUGAAUCUCUAAAACAAGUAGCUGACGUGUACGGGCUAAUUACUGGGAGUUUUUCAUUACACGGGAAGGAAGAAAUUACAAGAUACGUUUCUCAACCACCUAAUAGGCACUUAUUUUAUGUAGAGAAUUACGCAAUUCUGAGAACAUUGGUGGCGUACAUUGAACGAGAAAAGACACGUGCUAGGCCAGACUGGUGUGCGCCGUUUGAUGCAAUGGUAUGAGUUGAAUGUCAAUGUUUUGUUUUCAUCAAAUAUACGCUAUGUGUUUAAAUCGUUUGCUUUCAAACGUGCUUCUUAUAUGACUUGAUAAAUGGAAAGGAUGUAACCAAAAAAAAAUUAUGGCUUCAAAACAGAUGCAGUUGUGUUUCGCUUUUUGGAAAAGACAAUGAAAUAGCGAAUUAUUUGUUUCAUAUUAAUCAAUAUCAAUUUAAUUUACUUAAGUUUUGACUGUUUAAAUAGUAUAUGAUAGUUUCGUUUUAAAGAACUUGUUUUGCUUAUAAUAAGCUGUUAAGACUUUCGGUGCAAAAGAAGAUUAAAUGUUUGGCAAGAUAUGUUUAAGGCGACACUGCUGUCAUACACAUUUUCAGCUAGAUCUAUUUUGUUUUCGAAAUGUAAAUGUUUCAAUAAUGUUUCAUGCCAAUAUUUGAAACUUGUGUUUAGAAGCAUGAUUUUUGUAACACAUUACAAAACUGCUGAUAUUGUUAUUGUGAAUUUGAUGUAAUACAUUAUUCCUUUAUCAUUGAACCGCUGGUAGGCGAAUGUUCCUCGACCUUUUUUCACUCCAAUGACGAUGAAAAUAGAAGGAGCUGCAUCUUCAUUUUGCUGCCUGAAAUUUAAAAACGGCAAAAUGAAAAGUAUAGAAGUUUCGCAAAAGGCACAUUCUAGACAUUUUUGUCAUAUCUUAAUUGAGAAAAUGCAGCAGUUGAAAACAAUUCUCAUUCGUAAAAGUUUGAUGAAAGAUUAAUACUGGUUAAAAUGUUAGAAAUUUUGAUAACAAGCAAACAAGAUACAGCCCUUGAAAAAUUAUCUACGUAACUAACCAGCUACUGUUCUGGUCACUGUGACGUCAUCGUUCAUUUCUUCAUGCAUGUUUUACAUAGAGAUUGGUUCGAAAAAUGUAAUUUUCUGCAUAUAUACAAAGUAGUAAAGUUUUGAUAGAAACUGUAA